This is a messenger RNA of Talaromyces atroroseus, 447 nucleotides long. RefSeq lists its product as hypothetical. The transcript is spliced from 2 exons. Bases 1 to 447 code for a protein of 148 amino acids. Lineage: Eukaryota; Fungi; Ascomycota; Eurotiomycetes; Eurotiales; Trichocomaceae. The record is from RefSeq and is a predicted model, not a curated record.
AUGCCUGCUCCUGCACAGAUCCAAAAAGAGACGAUCGACAAGUUUCUAGAAGCAUGGGGAAACAGCAAAGCACAAGACACAAUGGAUCUCUGGUCCGACGACUUUGAGCAGCAGCUGCUUCCUUUUUCGCUACAGCAGCCGGUCAGACAACGAGAACAUGUUGAGCUGCUCUAUCCCGCGCUUGUUAGUAACUUGACCAACUGGAAGGUCGACAUCAAACACAUUGUGCAUGAUGCGGACAACGGCACGGCCGCUGUGUAUGCAACAUCAUCUGCAGACACGCCUGUUCCGGAGGAGAAAUGGACGAAUGAAUUUUCCAUUUUCAUGACGCUGACUGAAGAUGGGCUGAAGGUGAAGAAGUUAGAGGAGAUGGUAGACUCGGCAUUUUACCAGCGCUUCUUCCCUAAAUUCCAGAAGUAUCUGGCGGGAUCGGGAGCGUUCCAUUAG